Magallana angulata is the source of this 1128-nucleotide messenger RNA. RefSeq lists its product as uncharacterized. Gene Ontology annotation, molecular function: nucleic acid binding. Gene Ontology annotation, biological process: DNA integration. The transcript has a single exon. Bases 1 to 1128 code for a protein of 375 amino acids. NCBI's taxonomy places the organism in Eukaryota, Metazoa, Mollusca, Bivalvia, Ostreida, Ostreidae. The record is from RefSeq and is a predicted model, not a curated record.
AUGGAAGAGUACUUGAAAAAAAUAUGGUAUGAUCCUGCUCACCCUGGGUCUUUCGCGGGACCCUCAAAGUUAUAUCAAGUUGUGAAACAAGAGGGUAAAUUUAACGUGGGUAUGAGUAAAAUUAAAAAGUUUUUACAAAACCAAGAUGCUUACUCCUUACAAAAGAAAGUACGCAGAAAGGGAUUUAAAAGAAGAAGAGUCGUGGUACAGGGAUUGGACUACCAGUGGGAAGCUGACUUAGCGGAUGUUCAGAAUUUGUCCGAAAACAACGAUGGCAUCAAAUUCCUUCUCGUGAUUGUUGACGUGUUCUCUCGAUUCCUGUGGGUUCGUCCAUUGAAAGACCGAAAAGCCAAAUCCGUUAUUGAAGCCUUCAAAGAUGUGUUGGUGGGACCGAGACGCCCCAGAACCAUUCGAACUGAUAAAGGAUCCGAAUUUUACAACCGUUUUUUACAACAGUAUCUCAAAGACCAAGGAAUCAAAAUUUUUUAUGCCUUGAAUGAAACUAAGGCCAACUUUGCCGAGAGAUACAUUCAGACACUAAAAAAAAGAUUGUAUCGAUAUUUCACUCAUCUGCAAAAAUACAAAUACCUCGAGAUCUUGCAAGAUGUAGUUCGAUCGAUCAACCACACACCGAAUCGAUCUCUAAAUGGGCGCAAGCCGGCAUCUGUGACCAAAGAGAACGAAGAUGAGGUGAGGUUAGAUGCUUACCUGGUUCGACAGAAAAAAGAAAAACGACAGCUUCCCCUGAAGAAAUCCUCCAAGAUGAAAAAGCGUUUACCAUAUACCUUUAAAGUGGGAGACCAAGUUCGAAUUACGCAUUUACGACAUCUGUUUCAGCGGGAUUAUGAUCAAACGUACACUGAAGAAGUGUUUGUGAUUCGAGAAAGAUUUGUGUCUCAAGGCAUUCCUAUUUAUAAAUUAAAAGACCUAGCAGAUGACCCGAUUCAAGGUACAUUUUAUGCCAGCGAACUGCAGAAAGUCUUAAAAGACGAAAAGACAGUCUGGAGAAUUGAUAAGAUUUUACGCAAACGCAAAGUUCGCGGGAAAGAAGAGGUAUUAGUGAGGUGGCUGGGAUGGCCCAAGAAAUUUGACAGUUGGAUUCCUCGAAAGGACAUAAAAGAAACGUAA